Molecule: messenger RNA, 4134 nt
Organism: Osmia bicornis bicornis
Lineage: Eukaryota; Metazoa; Arthropoda; Insecta; Hymenoptera; Megachilidae
Gene: tst
Product: helicase SKI2W
Exons: 10
Coding region: 196-3873 (1225 amino acids)
Biological process (GO): nuclear-transcribed mRNA catabolic process, 3'-5' exonucleolytic nonsense-mediated decay
Cellular component (GO): Ski complex
Molecular function (GO): RNA binding; ATP binding; RNA helicase activity
Source: RefSeq, a predicted model, not a curated record
UAAAUAUAAAAGAUAGGUUAUAAUUUCGUAAAUUGUAAAAAUUGGUGGCAUUUGAAAUAUUCUUGACAUUAGUGUAAUAGACUUAGUUACACUUUAACUAAAGUAAUAAUAGAGAAAAUUGUAUAGUAUAACGAAAUAAUAUUCUCUAAGGUACCUUUGACUUUGAUUGCUUUGUGUUACACAAAGUUUUAUAACAUGGAGGAGAGAAACGAUAGAAAUGAGGAGUUCACAUUUGAAUUUCCUCCUGUCUGGCCUGAUAUCAAGACAGAAUUGAGAGGAUAUAUUGAAUGUCUGGAUAACUUACCAAUGUAUAAUUUAGACAAUUCGCAGUGUUAUUGGCCAAGAAAACCAGACAUCUUAUCCCUUUUAGAUACUGAUUUAGCACCACUUGGUACUACGUUAAAAUUUGAUCGAGAUCCUAUAACUGGAAAGCUUGGAGAAAUGCAUGAAGUGGUGUUAGAGUCAGCAGGGAAAACUGCAAGAAAUUCAAUGUCUAUGACUCGUGCACCAGAACCACCUACAGAUGAUAUUCGUGGAAAUACCAGCAAUAUUUUAUUCUGGCCUGGUGGUUUUGAUGAACCUCAAAUAAUUGAAGACUCAUCAGUAGAGGAGAUUGACUUUGAAAAUAAUUUGAGAACUUUAGCCAAAGGUUUCAGUGCAGGUGUAGAGUUUAAAAGUGACAAUUGCACUCCAAAAGAGGUGUCCAUGCAAGAACAGCAAAUAGAAGUAGAAAAAAAUGAAAUUGAAGCUAUAGCAGAUAAAAUUAAUUUAAUGGCUAUUGUAAAUGAAGAACGAAAUGUGUUUGAUUUUUGGUCAUCAGAGAAAAAAGAAGCAGAGAAAAAAUCGAAGGAACCUCCAAAUACUCAGCAAUCAUCGUUUGAUGAUAUCGCUUUGUUAUUAGAGAACAUAGACAUUCCUGUUCUAAAGAUUUCUGAGAAACGCCCGGAAACAACGAAAUCGGAAUGGGCAGAACAAUUGGAUGUGUCUGUUCCAAUAACUGAUUUUGAAAAAAGAAUUCCUGAAUUGGCCAUGAGUUUUCCAUACGAAUUAGAUACCUUUCAGAAACAGGCAAUUCUUAAAUUGGAGGAAGGUUGUAAUGUUUUUGUUGCCGCUCAUACGUCAGCCGGGAAAACAACAGUAGCGGAAUAUGCAAUUGCUCUAAGUCAGAAACAUAUGACAAGGGUCAUCUAUACGUCUCCGAUAAAAGCACUUUCGAAUCAGAAAUACCGAGAAUUUAAAAGGAAGUUUGAUAGUGUAGGUUUGUUAACGGGAGACCUGCAAAUUAAUUCAGAUGCUUCCUGUCUUAUCAUGACUACAGAAAUUUUAAAAUCAAUGUUAUAUGGCGCAUCUGAAGUUUUAAGAGACUUAGAAUUUGUUAUAUUUGACGAAGUACAUUAUAUUAAUAAUGACGAGCGUGGUCAUGUCUGGGAAGAAAGUGUUAUUCUUUUACCAGAAACAGUUACGAUAGUAAUGUUAUCCGCUACUGUACCAAACCCUAUAAUAUUUGCUGACUGGGUCGGUCAUACUAAAAAGAAAAAGAUGUACGUGAUAAGUACUAUAAAGAGACCAGUGCCACUUCAGCAUUAUUUAUAUACUGGAACUGACGGUAAAACCAAAGAUGAAAAGUUUUUGGUGGUGGACGAAUGUGGACAAUUUUUAUUGGAUGGGUGGUACAAAGCAACAAACGCCAAGGAUUCGAAAAACCAAAAUUCGAAAAAUGUUAAAGAUGUUAAGAGAAAAUCAAUGUCACAACAGAUGACUCCAAAGCAGGAGCAAGUAUUAUGGAGUGCUUUUAUAAGCCACCUAAAGAGCAAUAACUUGUUGCCCGUUGUUGUUUUUAUGUUAUCGAGAAAACGUUGUGACAUGAGCGCCUAUAUAUUAAGAAAUAUUGAUCUUACAACCGAGACUGAAAAGCACACUAUUAGAACAUUUUUUCAAAAUAAUAUUAGACACUUAAAGGGCAGCGACAGAGAGUUGCCGCAAGUACUUAUGAUGCAAGAAUUCUUGCAAAAUGGGAUUGGUAUACAUCACAGUGGUAUAUUACCAAUUUUGAAGGAAAUAGUAGAAAUGCUUUUUCAAAACGGUGUCGUAAAGUUAUUAUUCGCAACAGAAACGUUUGCAAUGGGUGUGAACAUGCCAGCACGUACCGUAGUCUUUGAUUCUAUUAAAAAAUAUGACGGCAAUAAUUUUCGAAUACUUCAUCCCACUGAAUACAUACAAAUGGCUGGUCGAGCCGGCCGUAGAGGCCACGAUACAGCAGGAAUGGUAAUCGUUAUGUGUCGGAUCGCGGUGCCUCACUUCAACGAAUUGAAAACGAUGAUGUGCGGACAAGCACAAAAUUUGGAAUCGAAAUUCAAAGUAACAUAUUCGAUGGUUUUAAAUCUAAGAAGACUGAACGAGUCGGUGACGGUCGAAGGAAUGAUGCGGAGAUCGUUUAAGGAAUCGGCUGUAACCUUGAAACAGAAUAUCUAUAAGACUGAACUAGAAAAAGUGGAAGAAGAAUUAUCCAAGUUACCACCUUUGACUGAUGUGCAGAAGAAACUUUCUGAUUUUUAUCAAGUAGCCACUGAUUACUUAGAAUACCUUAAAUAUCUGAAACCUUACAUAUGCGAAACACAGAAGAAAGCAGUAAAAGACUUAGUACCUGGCAGAGUUUUGCUAAUAUCUUACCAGAGUCAUUAUAAUAAAUUAGCUCUCUUAUUAAGCACUGUUCAGCAUAAAAUUGGUAGACAGUACAGAGUAUUAGUACUGAAAAAUUCGGAAGUGCCAAAGUCUGGAGAAGAUAAAUCAGAAGAAGAAAGAAAUCAGAAGUUUAAGAAGACAGAGAAAUGGCAUGACAUUGUUGCUUUAACAAAAAAAGAAGUAUUUGUGCCAGUUGGAGUUCCGUCUGAUGAAGUACUAAACAUAUUCGCUUGGAACAUAUUAGAAAUAACUAAUUGUCAAAUUAAAAUUGAUUGCAAUCUAGUUAUCGCAAACUGGGAAAAAAGACAGUUACCAAGAUUCAAAACCGAACCUCCUAGUCAAACAUACGAAACAGCGAUGCAGGAAUUAAUGAAACUAUCUUUUAACGCUUCACGCGAUCCUUCCGUUUUGCAACCUUAUACAGAGAUGAAAUUGAAGUACGAUAUAGAUAUGAAAAUACAACAUUUGCUUGAUUUAAAGAAGGUUAUGUACGAUAUGAAGUGCACGGAGAUUUCAAAUUUCGAAGAACAAUUUGAAACUGUAUUUGAACGCAGCGAAUUAGAAAGUCAGAAAAGGAAACUUCAACUUCAACUUAGCGACGAAGGAAUGAGCUUAUACCCAGAGUAUACAAACGCCGUUGCACUUCUCAGAGAUUUAGGAUAUAUAAAUGAGAAUGAAACAGUUGCUUUAAAAGGCCGGGUUGCUCUACAAAUGGGAAGUAACGAAUUACUAAUUACAGAGCUUAUUCUUAAGAACGUUUUAACUGUACUUCAACCAGCAGAAAUAGCAGCAUUGUUAUCCGCUUUAAUAUUUCAACAACGAACAGACGCUGAACCAGAUCUUACACCUAACUUGCAAAGGAGUUGCGAGGUAUUGAAAGAAAUAUAUACCGAGUUGGAAACUUUAGAACAACACUAUCAGUUGUCAACGUUACAACCACUAAAUUUCGGUUUAGUGGAAGUGGUUUACGAUUGGGCAAAAGCAAAAUCGUUUGCUGAUAUUAUGGAGAAAACAGAUGUACAGGAAGGAAUUAUAGUACGGUGUAUUCAACAACUAAGCGAAACACUACGGGAUGUUAAAAACGCAGCCGUUACUAUAGGCGACCCCGUUUUAAAGGAGAAAAUGGAAGAAGCUUGCACGGCCAUCAAACGGGAUAUCGUUUUCGCGGCAUCUUUGUAUACGCAAGAUUAAUCUAUAUAUAAUAAUUUAUUUUGAUGUAUAAAUAUGUGAACAUUUUAAAUUUUGAUCGACAAGAGAUAUAUAUAUAUAUUUUUAUAAUUCAUACAGUAUUUGUGAAACAUACGUUCGGAAAUUGUAAAUUAUCAUUUUUCUUUAUCGCAAAUGUAAAAUUUUUAAACUUAGUUUUAUUUUGUAAAAUGUAUUCCUUUGUGUUUAGAUGUUACGAUAAGAGUACGAAUCAGUGGAAUAAAAUUGUUAUUUAAUAUGAAACAA